CUCUCUCUCUCUCUCUCUCUCUCUCUCUCUCUCUCUCUCUAAAAGCAUCAUCAACAAAACCAGUGAUUCCUGUGUUGAAUAACCAAGUUGGAGCAACCUUUUGCAUCUCUAAUCUACAAUCACAACCCUAACCACCAUUUUCAUCUUCUCAUGAUCUCUUAGGGAAUUGGUUGUAAGAGAUGACGAGGUUGACGCGUGAUUUUGGAGAUACUAUGAAGAAAGAGGCAGUGCCUGCGGUAUCUUCUGAUGUGAUAUUUGCUUCUAGUCGGUUUCCUAAUUACAGAAUCGGUGCAAACAAUCAGAUUAUGGAGACAAAGGAUGACCCGAAACUAUUAUCUAUGAAGGAGGUUAUUGCGCGGGAGACUGCUCAGUUGUUGGAUCAGCAUAAUCGUCUUUCGGUUCGUGAUCUUGCUAGUAAGUUUGAGAAGGGUUUGGCGGCUGCUGCUAAGUUGUCGGAAGAGGCCAGACUUAGAGAAGCAGCGUCAUUGGAAAAACACGUUCUUUUAAAGAAGCUCAGAGAUUCACUUGAAUCGUUAAAGGGGCGUGUAGCGGGUAGAAACAUGGAUGAUGUAGACGAUGCUAUUGCUAUGGUUGAAGCUCUAGCGGUUCAAUUAACUCAAAGGGAAGGGGAACUAAUACAAGAGAAGACGGAGGUGAAGAAAUUGGCAAAUUUUCUUAAGCAGGCUUCUGAAGAAGCUAAGAGACUAGUUGAUGAGGAAAGAGCUUUCGCUCGUUCAGAAAUAGAUAAUGCGAGGGCUGCUGUUCAGAGAGUGGAAGAGUCACUUCAAGAGCACGAGAGAAUGUCUCAAGCUUCUGGGAAGCAGGACGUGGAACAACUAAUGAAGGAGGUUCAAGAAGCUCGAAGAAUCAAAAUGCUCCAUCAGCCAAGCAAGGUCAUGGAUAUGGAACAUGAGCUUUUAGCACUGAGAGCUCAACUUGCGGAGAAGACUAGACACUAUCUUCGACUUCAGAAGGAGCUUACAAGGACAAAGAAAGGAGAGGAAAAUGUUCCACAUUUAUAUGAACUUGAAGGAAAUGAAACCUUAGGUUCUUAUUUGCAAAUUCAACCAUGCUCUGAUAUUGCUCCAGACAUUUCAAAUUGUUCAAUUCAGUGGUAUCGUGUAUCAUCUGAUGGUACCAAAAAAGAACUUAUCUCAGGAGCUACCAAAUCCGUUUAUGCACCCGAACCUUUUGAUGUUGGACGCGUAUUGCAAAUUGAUAUUAUUUCAGAAAACCAGCAUGUCGUACUUGCAACCACUGGUCCAAUAGAUCCAGCUGCUGGUUUGGGAACCUAUGUAGAGGCGCUUGUGCGAAAACACGACACCGAAUUCAAUGUAAUUGUAACUCAGACUAGUGGUUUACAUCAUCCAACUGAAUCUAUUCAUACACUUCAUGUCGGAAAGAUGAGGAUCAAACUCUGUAAAGGAAAAACAACAAUUGCUAAAGAAUAUUAUUCAAGCUCAAUGCAGCUUUGUGGAGUUCGAGGUGGUGGAAAUGCUGCGGCGCAGGCACUAUUUUGGCAGCCAAAACAAGGACAAUCUUUCGUAUUAGCAUUUGAAUCGCAGCGAGAAAGGAAUGCGGCCAUCAUGCUUGCAAGGAGAUUUGCAUUUGACUGUAAUAUCAUGCUUGCUGGACCAGAUGACAGAGCUCCAUUAGGGACUUGAUGAAUCCUCCUUAAUAUCACACUUUUCUUCUCCCUUGUAAUUAUACUGAGUUUUUUUUCUUUCAUUGUAUUAUAUGUAAGUGUUAACAUAAAAAUGUGGCUUGUUAUUUGUAUUCAUAAGUUGGUAAUGAUUCAUAUCUUAUGGUGUGAAUCAUUUAAUGUAAUUUUUGUUUCAUUAACACCAAGGCAUUUUUUUGUUUGCCUUUGUGACUGAGUUGACACACAAGAUUUAGAGAUUACAUAUUAAUUAUAGAAUGGUGGAAAAUGGAUUGUAUUGUA
Messenger RNA from Vicia villosa (hairy vetch), 1942 nucleotides. Its product is annotated as stomatal closure-related actin-binding protein 1. The record is from RefSeq and is a predicted model, not a curated record. The transcript has 13 exons. Gene Ontology annotation, molecular function: actin binding. NCBI's taxonomy places the organism in Eukaryota, Viridiplantae, Streptophyta, Magnoliopsida, Fabales, Fabaceae. The coding region runs from base 180 to 1664 and encodes 494 amino acids. Gene Ontology annotation, biological process: actin filament organization; regulation of stomatal movement.